GUCCUGUUCGUUAGGGUUAUCGACGUGUAUAAUGGUGCAGGGAAAGUGAGACUGUGUAAAACAAAGCGGAUUGGGGCGUUGUGCUUCCUUUUGCCUCGUGAGCCUCCGUUGCCUUGGGCGGUCGUUUUGCGCACCCUGCUGGGAGUUGUAGUCCUGGACCCGAAGGUGCCUGGGAGGCGGGAGGGGGGUUGGGGCUUCUCAGCGCCGAUUCCGCGGGAAGGGCCCUGGGGCCUCACACUUCUAGUCGCGGGAGCUGCAGGUCUUACCCGGAGAGACGCUGCACGUGGAGCCCGCGCCGCUGCCGUUCUCAGCCGGCUCUGGAGUGCGGGCGGGGGCGAUAGGGCCGAUUCCGGAGCGGGACUGAUCCUUUGAAAUACUCCAGCCAUGACUAAAAGAGAAGCAGAGGAGCUGAUAGAAAUUGAGAUUGAUGGAACAGAGAAAGCAGAGUGCACAGAAGAAAGCAUCGUAGAACAAACCUACGCGCCAGCUGAAUGUGUAAGCCAGGCCAUAGACAUCAAUGAACCAAUAGGCAAUUUAAAGAAACUGCUAGAACCGAGACUACAGUGUUCUUUGGAUGCUCAUGAAAUUUGCCUGCAAGAUAUCCAGCUGGAUCCAGAACGAAGUUUAUUUGACCAAGGAGUAAAAACCGAUGGAACUGUACAGCUUAGUGUACAGGUAAUUUCUUACCAAGGAAUUGAACCAAAGUUAAACAUCCUUGAAAUUGUUAAACCUGCGGACACUGUUGAGGUUGUUAUUGAUCCAGAUGCCCACCAUGCUGAAUCAGAAGCACAUCUUGUUGAAGAAGCUCAAGUGAUAACUCUUGAUGGCACAAAACACAUCACAACCAUUUCAGAUGAAACUUCAGAACAAGUGACAAGAUGGGCUGCUGCACUGGAAGGCUAUAGGAAAGAACAAGAACGCCUUGGGAUACCCUAUGAUCCCAUACAGUGGUCCACAGACCAAGUCCUGCAUUGGGUGGUUUGGGUAAUGAAGGAAUUCAGCAUGACCGAUAUAGACCUCACCACACUCAACAUUUCGGGGAGAGAAUUAUGUAGUCUCAACCAAGAAGAUUUUUUUCAGCGGGUUCCUCGGGGAGAAAUUCUCUGGAGUCAUCUGGAACUUCUCCGAAAAUAUGUAUUGGCAAGUCAAGAACAACAGAUGAAUGAAAUAGUUACAAUUGAUCAACCUGUGCAAAUUAUUCCAGCAUCAGUGCAAUCUGCUACACCUACUACCAUUAAAGUUAUAAAUAGUAGUGCAAAGGCAGCCAAAGUACAAAGAGCGCCGAGGAUUUCAGGAGAAGACAGAAGCUCACCUGGGAACAGAACAGGAAACAAUGGCCAAAUCCAACUAUGGCAGUUUUUGCUAGAACUUCUUACUGAUAAGGACGCUCGAGACUGUAUUUCUUGGGUUGGUGAUGAAGGUGAAUUUAAGCUAAAUCAGCCUGAACUGGUUGCACAAAAAUGGGGACAGCGUAAAAAUAAGCCUACGAUGAACUAUGAGAAACUCAGUCGUGCAUUAAGAUACUAUUAUGAUGGGGACAUGAUUUGUAAAGUUCAAGGCAAGAGAUUUGUGUACAAGUUUGUCUGUGACUUGAAGACUCUUAUUGGAUACAGUGCAGCAGAGUUGAACCGUUUGGUCACAGAAUGUGAACAGAAGAAACUUGCAAAGAUGCAGCUCCAUGGAAUUGCCCAGCCAGUCACAGCAGUAGCUCUGGCUACUGCUUCUCUGCAAACAGAAAAGGAUAAUUGAGCCCCAGGACAUUCUGGGACUCCAGAAUCUUUCUUAAAAUGUUUAGAGCAAGUAUAGCUCUUACCUUUAUUACCGAAUUUGAAUCUUCUUAUUUCUAGGCUGUACAGUCUGAUGCAUGAUUUUUUUAUAAAUAUUUCAUACUCUUGUGAAUUUGGAUCUUUUUACUUUGAGCAUAUAUUUUAGAAUAUGUGUAUGUUAAAGGAUCUCCACAAUGUCUGCAGUGUGAAGGCAGGUUCAUUGUGGAAUAGUUUGUUAACAGUCAGGAAAGCUAAACUGGUCAGUAUUAAUGUGUAGCCCUACGAAAAAUAGCCAGUAGUAUCUGAAAAUGAAAAAUAAAUGAAGUAUCUCUAGGAAACAGUCUGGCUUAACUAUUUUUGAAAAUAUAACUGUUUCCCCUCUGCUGCUUUAGAUGUUGCUUUACAUAGAUCCAGAAAAUGGAAUUUCUCAGCUAAAGCAUGUGUGCCUGUUUCAUCUAAUCAAGCAGAGCUAAAAUGUUCAUACCGAAUAAAUUUAUAUUAAUAAAU
Messenger RNA from Nomascus leucogenys (northern white-cheeked gibbon), 2273 nucleotides. RefSeq names its product GA binding protein transcription factor subunit alpha (gene GABPA). Gene Ontology annotation, cellular component: nucleus. The record is from RefSeq and is a predicted model, not a curated record. NCBI's taxonomy places the organism in Eukaryota, Metazoa, Chordata, Mammalia, Primates, Hylobatidae. Gene Ontology annotation, biological process: cell differentiation; regulation of transcription by RNA polymerase II. Gene Ontology annotation, molecular function: DNA-binding transcription factor activity, RNA polymerase II-specific; sequence-specific DNA binding.